This is a messenger RNA of Didymodactylos carnosus, 396 nucleotides long. The record is from the annotation of a GenBank genome assembly. NCBI's taxonomy places the organism in Eukaryota, Metazoa, Rotifera, Eurotatoria, Philodinida, Philodinidae.
AUGGUUGUAUUUACUGGGAAAAAAGAAGCACUUGACCAAUUAAAUCAUUUUCAAAUUGCAUUUAUCGGCAAUUGUACGGAAGUGGCCAAAGGCAUGAGUACUCGUUCAUUGCCACCUACCGAUCAUUACACCCUUGAAUUUCAAAAUAUUCAAUUGUUGCGUGGCUCUAUCGAAGAUACAACUCAUUUUCAUUAUAUGCAAACAGGUGGCGGAGCAGUGAUUAUGGCAAAAGAUGGUAAGAGCUCAACACGUGCUCCCGAUCCCAAAAAGCCGCAAACAGAAACACUCUAUUUGGUAUUGUUGACUGAUGUAACAUAUAUAAAAAGUUUAAUUGAAAUUCAAGAAGCAGAUGUGGAAGAACUUAAGCAAGUUGCUGCUGCUUGUCCUACUGUUUAA